GCACUAUCUUUGUCUUCCGACUCUGAGAAGAGUCUGUUGCGCCCUUCUCCGUGGUGGCGGUAUGCUGCUAUACAACUGAAUUGAGAUAUUUUUCUUGUGAAAUGUCUGUUUGUUUAAAAACUAUCCCGUCUGGUAUGGAAUUAAGAGAACGCUUCCCAGAAGCAAAUGCUUUCUAAGUUCCAGUAACUUCCUGACGUUGCAAUGACAUAUCAGUAAGACUUGCCCCGAACAUUUGUAUGAAAUAAUAAUAAUAAAAAAGCAAUACAAAAGAAAUACACUCGUUUGGCAGCGCUGAACGCUGAAUUAUUUUGACAGAGGUUUUAGAUUGAUAACAUCUUUCUGAGCAACAUACACAGUACCGAAGCAGUCGCAGCAAGAGAAAUACUAAACUGAACUUGAUGCAGGACUAGACAACUAAGGAUCAUGUGUUCUCCCAGCCACCCAAACUGGGUCACUUUUGAUGAUGACAAUGCUACCUUCCAGUCACCGCAAAAGCCUUUACAUUCUCCCAGCACCAGCAUUGGGAUCCCUAGGCCCAAUGGCUUAAAACUGAAUCUGCCUCCUCGAUAUGAACCUGCCAAAAAAUCCUUGUCCACAAGCAGCAGCCCUCUUGCAUCUCCUCUGAGGCACUUCAACGGGAGCCCCUGUGUGCCCAGCAAUACACCGCUGUGCACUCCAGUGAGAGAGGCCCCAGAGAGCCCUUGCACUCCCUUCAUAGGCAUUUUUGGGUCCCUCUCAUCCCCCAGCAGUAACCCGCUUUCUUCACCUGUUGCAGAGCUGGCUGUCAAUCCAUGCCACCAGCCAGAUCUCCACACAAUGGAUCCAGGGACUCUCUCUGCAGCUCAGAGUUUGUUUACCGCAGAGGAGGGGUUGAGUGAAUUCCGCCCUCUCCGUGAUGAUAGCGGCUACUCCAACCCAUUCUGGACAGACAGGAAUCAAUCGGGCAGCUCCUCGUCAGAUUCCGAACCCAACUCUGCAGAAACCAGCGAUGCCCAUCCUCAUUUUUUCAUUAGAAAAGAGAAGUAUGAUCCCCAUGGAAGUCAUAUUGACCAGUCCUUCAAUUAUAUUUGUCAAAAGCUGGAAAGUUUCCAAUCCUGCGACGUAGAGGAGAGAGAUGGGUCAUCACCUGAGAAGCCCAUUCACUGGCAGACCGGCGCUCCCACCUUCAUACCGCGUGGUCUUUUCCAAAGUCAGAACCGAGACGGCUGGCCCCUCAUGCUGAGGAUCCCUGAAAAGAAGAACCGCAUGUCGUCUCGCCAGUGGGGGCCCAUCUACCUUAAACUCUUAUCUGGUGGCGUUUUACAGAUGUACUACGAGAAAGGCUUGGAGAAACCCUUCAAGGAAUUCCAGCUGCAUCCGUACUGCAGGCUCUCUGAACCCAAGCUGGAGAACUGCAGCGAGUCGGGGAAAAUCCACACGGUGAAGAUCCAGCACGUUUCCUACACGGAGAAAAGGAAGUGCCACCCCAAGGGCCACGAGGCAGAAAUGGAGCAGAUGCUCAAGCUGGGAACCACGGACUACAGCGACUUCACAGAUUUAGUCUCGUCCAUCGAGGAGGAGCUCAUGAGACUCCCGCCUCACUCGCACCAGAAGAAGCACUAUGAGGAGCAGGCACUGGGGCUGGAGAUUGUGGACAACUUUUGGGGAAGACUUGGCAAAGAUGGAAAGGUGGUUGAAAACGCAGUGGUAACCCAUGUAUACUGCCUGUCCUUUGUCAAUGGCGGAGCAGAGUGCUUUUUAGCUUUAAAUGACCUCCAACUGCACAGAGGGAACCCAAGCUAUGCCGAGGAGAUGAGCGAGGACUGGAUGGAGAUCUCAGAGCAUUAUUUUCACAAAUGUGUCAAAGGAAACGAGUUUCAGAAGUCGAGGCUCAUCAAAUUCAGCCCUCCCGAAGCCUGCCGGGUGGAGCUGAUGCGCUUCAAGACACUUUCAGUCAAUGCCAAGCUGCCGUUCUCCGCCAAGGCGGUGCUUACUGUGCAGGGAGCCUAUGUGGAAUUACAGGCUUUCUUAAACAUGUCCCCUGCCUUCACACACUCACUGCGUCAGGACUCCGCGCAGGUCUGCCAGAAUGUUCUCGUUCAGGUCCCACUUCCCGGCGACUGGAUCAAAGUCUCUCGCACUGUGAGUCUCCUUAGGCAGAAGUCGCUGAAGGCUAAAAUGAACAGAAACGCCUGCCUUGGAUCUGUCGCCACAGCCGAUUCAGAGCCUGUGAUGCAGGUCACUGUUGGGACGGUGAAGUACGAGAAUGCGUACGGAGCAAUAGUAUGGAGAAUCAGCCGACUUCCUGCCAAGAACACAGCUCCAGAUCAUCCACUCUGCUUCUCUUGCAAACUCGAACUGGGGUCAGACCAAGAGAUUCCUUCUGACUGGCUGCCUUUCGUGACGAUGGAGUUUGACGUCGCUGACACGACCGCUUCCGGGACCCGAGUGAAAUCCCUGGGCACUGAGAGCGAUAUCCAGCCUCAGAAACACAUCGUCACCAAGGCACACUAUCACUGUCAGGUGGAAAUCGAGAGAAAGGUGAUAAGAAGUGAUGAUGAAGACACAAGGAAGCACAGUGACUGUGUGACACAAUGAUUUACCAAGUGGGAAGAAAGCACAGUCCUCUGUGCUAUACAAAAAGCAGGCAUCAGUGUUUCAAUAUUUGAGGAUUUCUGUUUCGGGCACAGAUUUACAAAGCUUCUACUGCAAUGCUAAAUUAGUCCCAAUGUACUUCCAGGCAGUGGGUUGCUUUAAAAUAUGCACCCUAGAGAUUUGGUGUAAUGAUCACUAGGUCUAGACACAUUAUCACCUGCCUCUUUUUGCCUGUGUUGAUUCAUUCGUCUGUUUGCUUGUUUAGUUGAGGAUGUGCUCCUAUAUCAGUUAAAAUAGCUUUAUCUUCCUGGUAUCAAAUAACUUCCUUUGAUUUCUUUCCAGUUCUGUCCAAUGGACUAGGUGCAUACAGACAAUGUUACUACAGCACAGGAAGUACCCAGCUACCAGGAAGUAAAGCUGUGCUGCAUUUUUUUUUUUAUCUGAAGUGUUGUAAACUUCUGUACUGCACAUGCAAAUUAAAAUAACAGUGUGAAAACGAGCACAUAAUUAAAAGGUGUUCAUCAUAAUGAAAAGAGGACCAGUGAUAAAGUUGCUUAAGCUAGUAUUAAGAAAAUAGUUUUUAAAGCCUUGAUUCUAUCACUCUCUAAAGCAUCAGUGACACACAGUCCUCUUCUAUUCAAAACUAUGAAUCUGCUUUUAUUUUCUAUAAUGAAUUAUUUUGCUCAGUUUUAUUAUUUUUUAUUUAGUUAAUGUAAGUCACCAAGAUUUGAAAACCAGUCCCUUGGUACGCUAAAUCAAUUCUGUUCUACAGUACAUACAUAGUCCUCCGUAGUUCCCUAAACGUUGUUUUAGCUGUAGGAACACAAGCUUCCCUCCCGAUACCUUCUUGUAAUAUAACAACUCUGUGCUUUGUAAUAAGGAAGGUCUCACUGUACUUGCUGCAGUAGAGGUUUAUAAACCACUGCCCUACCUCAGGAUUUUAUAAACUUAAAAAGCAACAACACACUUAGUAAUAGUUUACUUCGAGUUUUAUUUUCACCUAUAUCAGAAAAAAAGUUGAUUCAGACAGUAUGUGCAAGGACAAAAAGAAUAUAACCAUAAUAUGUGCAAUACGUGUAGUUUUUCACCUCUGCAGUUUCUCUGAAUUUCCACUAUGAGGCACUCUAUACACCAUUGAUGUGGGACAGUACAUGGUGUACCAGACAGCCACCCUCUUCUAAGAAUGAGCAGUGAGCUUUUCACAGCUGUUAAUGCAAUUCUUUUUGACUGCCCCUUCACUGCUUAAACCAGGCACUGCUCCAGGAGUUUUGAAAGUCAAAGUGCUACCUUGCCUGCUGUCCACACAAUCAGUCUUUUCUCCUGCUGAACCUGAGUAACAGAUCUUGCCAAGCCGCUGAACCUGAAUAGUGGCUCUUGCUAAGCCACUGAACCCUGGAGGACAAGAGAUCAGUCUGACUGGUCUCGGCCUGGCCUGUCAGGUGCCAGUCGAGUAGGGGUCGCUGUGGGGCAGUAAGACCAAGUAACUUCAGGUGAUUAUUAUAUUAUUGUUUCCUCCCUAUCCCAUGGAAGAGCAUAGGUCCAAUAACUUUCAAUUACAAAUAAGUUAUGUGGAGAUCCAAUACAAUACAAUUCACAUUUCUAUAGUGCCUUUCAUUAGAAGGAUCUCAAAGCGCUUCACACACACACAAAACUAAAUAAAUAAUAAAUAAAAAAUGAGUCUAAUGCAAAUGAAGAGACAAAAUGUGGUUUUAAUUGUAAAAUUAGAAAAAAAGAUAAAAACUCAGUUUGUAAAAAUAGAAUAAUUAAAAAGUGUAAUAAAACAAAAAAGGAAUACAACUGGAAUUAAAUAAGGAUAAAAAAAAUCAGUUUUGAUUGUAAAAUAUAUACUGAUGCACAAAAUAAACACUCAGGUCUAAUGGAUUUAAUAUAAUAUUUUAAACAAAGAUAUCAAACAAAAUCACAGAAAAUGAAUUUAUGAAACAUUACACAUUGUUAAAAUGAAAACAUUACAAAGUUAGUAUUGGGUACGACCUCCCUGAUAAUUAACACAAUCCUGGCAGCGUUGAUGCAUAGCCCUGAUCAGCCUCAUUUAAAAAUUCAGCAAAAGCUAUUAGUGCUGCUGCCAUGUUGGCUUCUAUAGCAACAGAUACUUUUUUCCCAUUUAAGCCUGGUGAGAGGGAGGCUUAAAAAAUGACUUAAAUUUAAGACCAGGCUCAAAUUAAGACUUUUUGUGAAACAGGUCUUAUUUAUUUUGGGCUUAAAUUUUAAGUCUAAGUCCAAGAAGUGGUCUUAAAUGCAUUUAAGACCUUUUGUGAAACCGGCCCCUGGUGUUUUUAUGAAAUCACAUGACUUGAGCUCAGUAUUUUGUUAUACCAAUGAACAAUACUACUCAAACAAUCUACAAACCUAUCUGCUCACUAUUUAAAAUGUAAAUUACGUUAUGUAUGUGCCCAAUGAACUAUUGAUGUAAAACUUAGACUGUUUUCAUUGUGCAUCAGUAUACUUAUAUACAUACUUAUAUAUAAUUUGAUCCACCACAAAGCCACCGGAGAUAGGUAACUGUGGAUUUGGAAUGGAUGUGGCAUGAACUGUCCUUGGAUUGUACCUGUUAGUAUUUUAUUCUUUGAUUUCUGAUAAUACUAUUCAGGUUACACUGAUGAAGGCACUGGCCAAAGCAUUUGUCUACUUGACUUGAGUUUCUUGUAAGUUUUAACUAAGAUCUGAACAUUCAAACUGACCCUGGAGGUUUCUUUGAUAUAGCCUCAUGACAAAUGGAAAUAGAAAGAAAAGUCAGCAGUAAUCUGGAUUGGAUCAGUUGAAGAUUCUAAUGAAUCAGAUGAAUAUUCUCGUGGGUCUGAGGAAACGUCUAGUGAACCAGAUGAAGAAUCUCGUAUGUCAAAGAAUGAUCCAAGUGGAAGAUUAUUUUCAGUGAUAGGUUCACAGCCUAUAAAAGCAGAUGCUUGUAUACUUUCAUUAUACUUCUUUGUAUGUUUGCUUAUGUGUCACCUGUAGUUUGCCUAAUCUGAAAAAGUACAAGAGUGCAGUCAAUGAAUAGGCUUUUUGUUUUUAUCCUGAAUGUAGCAUACAAUUUUAUACAUGCUUACAUUUUCAUAAAAAUAAGAUGUUAGCUAAAUGCUCCACUAUUUAAAAAACAUUAAAGCUUAUUUUACUUA
Messenger RNA from Acipenser ruthenus (sterlet), 5708 nucleotides. Its product is annotated as stonin-1-like. The record is from RefSeq and is a predicted model, not a curated record. Gene Ontology annotation, molecular function: clathrin-cargo adaptor activity. The coding region runs from base 424 to 2577 and encodes 717 amino acids. Gene Ontology annotation, cellular component: AP-2 adaptor complex; synaptic vesicle. The transcript has 4 exons. NCBI's taxonomy places the organism in Eukaryota, Metazoa, Chordata, Actinopteri, Acipenseriformes, Acipenseridae. Gene Ontology annotation, biological process: regulation of endocytosis; synaptic vesicle endocytosis; clathrin-dependent endocytosis.